AUGCUGUCUUGUCCCGAUCUUGACACCAUCUUCCCAUCAGCUUCACCGUUCACGGGGCUAGAGGAGCUGCUGAUUACCAAGUGCAGUGAGCUAGAGACCCUUCCUGACCGCAUAGGAGACCUGCUGCCAUGCCUUCGCAAACUGACCAUUCGCGAGUGCUACUAUUUCGCUCACCUGCCUGAAAGCUUCACUGCCCUGAGCCAUUUGGAGGAUCUCAUUCUCUCCACGUGUGAUGACUUCACCUUACCCUCCAACUUCGGCCACCUGCCUGCCCUCACAUUACUGGUGCUGGAGAGUUUGUCAUUCACCGCAUUCCCUCCUUCCUUCUGCCAUCUCACGUCUCUCGAGGCACUCUUUUUAGUUGAGUGCCACCCGCUUUUGGAGCUACCGGCAGGGUUCUGCCACUUGACUGCUCUUAAGGCGCUCUGCAUCUCAAGAUCAGAGGGCCUUGCGUUGCCCGAGGACGUUGGGGCCCUUGCAAGGCUGGAGGCCCUCAGGCUGCACAACUGCCAGCACCAGCCCCUUUCACGCUCCUUCACCGACCUCUCCUCCCUCACGAGCCUUGACCUGAACGCAUGCUUUGGAGGCGACCUGCCAGCCCUGGGAGAGCUGAGCAACCUGCGGGAGCUGAAGAUCGUUGAUCUCCCCAUAAGCACGCUCCCUACCUCACUCACCCGGCUCACAGGACUGCACACGUUGGAGGUGAGGGGCUGCCAGGCACUCCUUGAAGUGCCCUCGCGGCUGGAUAUGCUGGUGGGGCUGAAGAGGCUGGUGCUGACGGAGUGUGAGGAGCUGAGUAGGCCCCCUGCUGGUCUGCCGCCCUCUCUUGAGACCCUCUGUUUCGGGCCCUUCGUGGAAGGUUCUUCCCAUGUGGUGGAUAUCUGUGGGUUGUGGCAGCUGAGGGUGCUGAAGCUGAACCGCGUUGGGGUGCGCUGUGGGGCCGCUGGAGGGCUGGAGGGCCAGCUGGAGAAACUGGAGAAGCUGGAGAUGCGGUUGGGAAGCGGAAAUCAAAAGCUUCCAAUCCCAUUGACUUUUCUCCCUCGCCUGCGCAGCUUGCUGAUAGACGCACCUGGACUUUGCAGCCUCCCAGAAAACAUGGGGGCAGCGCUGCCGCAGCUACGGCAGCUGGAGCUCCUUUCUUGGUCACCGGAGAAGCUUCCAGGAAGCAUCAUAGAGCUCUGCUCACUGACGUCGCUCACGGUUGAAGCACCUCAGCUGACAGCGCUUCCUCCAGGGAUGAGCUCCUUGUCUCGGCUGCGCAGGCUGGAGCAGAUUGGAUGCAACGCCUUGCAGCAGCGCCCGGAGUUGCCUCUCUCCCAGCUUGAAUGCCUGCAUCAUCUGAUACUUGGUAACUCCUCAUGCGCAUCCCUUCCUGCCAACUCCGUGCUGCUGACGGAUAAGCCUUGA
Molecule: messenger RNA, 1407 nt
Organism: Closterium sp. Yama58-4
Lineage: Eukaryota; Viridiplantae; Streptophyta; Zygnematophyceae; Desmidiales; Closteriaceae
Source: the annotation of a GenBank genome assembly